AUGAGCUCAAAACUUAAAUUAACCUCCACACAAAAGAAUACACUCCAACAAUUCCGUAAUAUUACAUCAACAUCCGAGAAGGUUGCCACAGAUUUCCUCAAAAAGUCAAACUGGGAAUUGGAUAGAGCUGUUGAUGAUUAUUACAAUAGUACUAAUGGUGGUUUGAGCUCUGUCACCUUGUCUAAAGAAAUGGAAGAAGCCUUUGAAAAAUACAAACAAGCCAGUAACAAUACAAACGAAGACACUAUCAACAAUGUUACUCUUGAUGGUAUUUUGGAACUUGCCAAAGACUUGGAAACUGAUCCAGAAUCAGAUCCUCUCAUCUUUGUUUUAUUCUACAAACUUGGUUGCAAGUCGGCCUAUAAUAUUACUCCUGAUGAAUGGAAGCAAGGUAUGGGUGGUGAUUUAAAGGUCACAAAGAUGGAUCAAUUGAAGAAGAAGAUUAGUCAAGUCAAGUCUGAUAUUUACAAUGAUAAUCAACUAUUCAAAGACUUUUAUGAAUAUGUUUUUGAUUACUCUUUGGAUGAAGGAGCAAAGACUGUUCCACCAGAUAUUGCUAUCGGUCAAUGGAAAUUGAUUAUGAAGGGAAAGUACAAAUUCUUGGAUGCUUGGUGUGAAUAUAUAGAAAAGGUCUUCAAGAAGGCUAUUACAGCUGACACUUGGAAACUCUUCUUGGACUUUACCAAGAAUUAUGCCACUGGUGACUAUAAGGAUUACGAUGCUGAUGCAGGUGCUUGGCCAGUUGCUAUUGAUGAUUUCUGUGUUUGGCAUCAAGAAAAGUUGAAGAAAUAAACAUCUUCAACCUCUAGUGU
Naegleria gruberi is the source of this 812-nucleotide messenger RNA. RefSeq lists its product as uncharacterized. Gene Ontology annotation, molecular function: ubiquitin-like protein binding; ubiquitin conjugating enzyme binding; cullin family protein binding. The record is from RefSeq and is a predicted model, not a curated record. Gene Ontology annotation, biological process: protein neddylation; positive regulation of ubiquitin-protein transferase activity. The transcript has 2 exons. Bases 1 to 792 code for a protein of 263 amino acids. NCBI's taxonomy places the organism in Eukaryota, Heterolobosea, Eutetramitea, Acrasida, Naegleriidae. Gene Ontology annotation, cellular component: ubiquitin ligase complex.